This is a messenger RNA of Papaver somniferum (opium poppy), 1008 nucleotides long. RefSeq lists its product as uncharacterized. The record is from RefSeq and is a predicted model, not a curated record. The transcript has a single exon. NCBI's taxonomy places the organism in Eukaryota, Viridiplantae, Streptophyta, Magnoliopsida, Ranunculales, Papaveraceae. The coding region runs from base 1 to 1008 and encodes 335 amino acids.
AUGGCUUCUUUAGAACAUGUAUGUCUUUUUAUCGCAGGUCAACCUUUUGUUGCUAGACCAUGGACUCUACUGGUAGAGCAAGAAUUGGCUGAGCUGAAGACUGUUCCUAUUUGGAUCAACAUGAGGAAUGUUCCUUUGCAUCUCUGGAAUGUAAAAGGCCUAGGUAAACUUGCUAGUUUCAUUGGUGUACCUUUAAUGUUGGAUAAACAAACUGCAACCAGGUCUCGUAUGAAUUAUGCAAUGGUUUUUGUUGAGGUUACUGUGGAUUCAGAUUUACCAAGUCAUAUUGAUGCUUUAGUGGGAAAUACUAAAAUCAAAGUUCCAGUGGAAUACACAUGGAAACCCCAGAAAUGCUCUCAUUGUGUUGUAUUUGGACAUACUCAAAACAAAUGUGUUGCUGCUAUUGUUGCUGCCUUUGUUGCUGCUGCUAAUUUGGCUGCAGAUGAAGCAGCUAAAAAACUUAUUGCCACAACUGCAGAACAAAGUAAGAAGGCUGGAGGUAAUGAAGGAUGGGUUGUUAAAAAUUUGAAAAGAGGUAGAAGCAAGAAUUUCAAUAAGGAGAAUAUUUCUAGUUCUUCAGGUGGUGCUUCAAGUAGUGGGACAAAAAGUGUAAUUGAAAAUCCUUUAUCCGUGAAGAAUAAAUUUCAUCAGCUGGAUGGGGAUACAACAAUUGAUAAUAUGGAGGUGACUUUGUCUUCUGGUAGUAAGGAUAAUGGCAAUAUCCUUACUCCUAGUAGUCUGGAAAAUGGUGUUGGGGUUAUGGAAACUUCUAAGACUUUAGAAGUUCAGGAUGGUACUGGGAUUUCUCAAAUGAAUGUUGAAGAAGGGUCUAGGUUUGUCCAAUCUCAGGUUGAAAAAUUGGAUGUGACUCAAAAGGGGGGAGAGUUGGAUGGUGCUAGAGUUCACUUCUUACGUAAAUCAUCUAUCCAAGGGAAGAAUGUGUUGAAUGUGAAGGAUACUGAAAAGAAGCCUGGGAAGAUUAAGAAAUCUAAUCCUCCCCUUGUUUAA